Stegastes partitus (bicolor damselfish) is the source of this 1379-nucleotide messenger RNA. It is a transcript of the gene cox11, whose product is annotated as cytochrome c oxidase assembly homolog 11 (yeast). Lineage: Eukaryota; Metazoa; Chordata; Actinopteri; Pomacentridae. Bases 111 to 860 code for a protein of 249 amino acids. Gene Ontology annotation, cellular component: mitochondrial inner membrane. The transcript is spliced from 4 exons. Gene Ontology annotation, molecular function: copper ion binding. The record is from RefSeq and is a predicted model, not a curated record.
ACACCGCUGCGCUUCCGGAAAACAUGUUUGGUAAGAAGUCGUCUGAGCAGCGGUGACUGACAGAGAAGCUUCUCUACGAAGGUGAGCGUCCUCAGGUGAGGCUCGCCGCCAUGUUGCUUCCUCUCCUGCUGCGUCCGUCGCUCUGUGGCGUUCAGGCCUCGGUUCUGUUGCCGGGCUGCGUCCGGACGCUGCACUCUCAGGCCGGGCACUUCCUGCGGCGGCGGCUUCCCGCUCGCCUCGUCGCUCAGAGCCGUGGCAGGAAGUGGCGCCCCCAGCAGGACGAGUGGCAGCGCAGGAACAAGACGGUGCUGACCUACAUCGCCGCCGCCGGCGUGGGCAUGAUCGGCCUGUCGUACGCCGCCGUGCCGCUCUACCGGCUCUACUGCCAGGCGGCGGGGCUCGGCGGCACGGCGGUGGCCGGACACGACACGGAGCAGGUGGCCACCAUGACGCCGGUGAAGGAACGAGUCAUCAAGGUGACGUUCAACGCCGACACGCACGCCAGCAUGCAGUGGAACUUCAGACCGCAGCAGACGGAGAUCUUCGUGGUUCCAGGUGAGACGGCGCUCGCCUUCUACCGGGCCAAGAACCCCACGGACAAACCCAUCAUCGGCAUCUCCACCUACAACGUGGUUCCGUUCGAGGCCGGGCAGUACUUCAACAAGAUCCAGUGUUUCUGCUUCGAGGAGCAGCGCCUGAACCCCCACGAGGAGGUCGACAUGCCCGUCUUCUUCUACAUCGACCCGGAGUUCGACGAGGAUCCUCGGAUGGCUCGAGUGGAGACCAUCACGCUGUCCUACACCUUCUUCGAGGCCAAGGAGGGCCAGAAGCUGCCGCUGCCCGGAUACAGCUACAACUGAAAAACUGAAAAACGAUCCAAGACUCUUCUCCUGAACAGCCAUUAAACACUGAACCGUCUGUGAUCCACAGAUUACAGCAGGUGAAACAGUCUGAGCACGCUCACUCUGACACAUUUAAACCUGAAUCUCUGUUCAUCCAACAGACAUUCGUCUAGAAGCAGUAACGUUUCUGAUUAGUUUGGACACAACGUGAAGAUGUUCAGGGUUUUUCUUAGACUUUCUUCUAGCAUCCCCUUUUCAGAAGCUAAGAGCAGGUUCACGUCGUAGCAGGAGAGUUGUGGAUCAGUUUCCGUCACACGGACGUGUUGCCGAGUGAGAACAGUGGAACCGGAGCGGACAGCCGAGUUUCAGACUGAACAGUUUCUCGUGUCGCCGAGAGACGACGAAGCUUCGAGCUGUCGGAGGUUUGACAUCUGACAGACUGUAAAUGUUUGAGUUCUGAUUAUUAUUAACUGUUGAAACGAGUCGACACUUGAAUAAAUUAUAACUGAAUGAAAUGUGCUGCAGAGGUCCAUAAAA